Molecule: messenger RNA, 1752 nt
Organism: Lathyrus oleraceus (garden pea)
Lineage: Eukaryota; Viridiplantae; Streptophyta; Magnoliopsida; Fabales; Fabaceae
Product: putative UPF0481 protein At3g02645
Exons: 1
Coding region: 52-1752 (566 amino acids)
Source: RefSeq, a predicted model, not a curated record
UCAAAAUUGUCAAAUAUACUUUAUUCUUUGUAAGAGUGUUAGUUAAAAAACAUGUCUUCUUUAAGGUCCACUAUGUCAUAUAAUUCUAAAUCAAACUUUGAUGAACUUAGAUGGGUGAUUCAUAUCAGAAAAACACUUGAAGAAGAAUUUGAAGAGGAAGAUGGUGAAUUAUCUGUAACCAUUUUCAAUGUGCCAAAGCUUCUUAUGGCUAGUGAUCCAGAUUCAUAUGUUCCACAACAAGUUGCAAUUGGUCCUUUCCAUUAUUGGCGACCAGAACUCUAUAUAAUGCAAAGUUACAAGCUUGCAGCAACAAAAAGGUUCUUAAAAUCAUUACAAACUCUCAAGUUAGACAAACUUGUUGACCAAUUGACAAAGUUUGAACAAAGGGUUAGAGCAUGUUACCACAAAUACUUAGAUUUGAACGGUGAAACGAUGGUGUGGAUGAUGAUCGUUGAUGCAUCAUUCUUACUUGAGUUACUUCAAAUUUAUGCAAUGCAAGAAGGUGUAACGAAAAGGGUAGUUUCGUCAAGCAUGUCCCAUUUGGUGGAUUAUGCUGGAAGAAAAUCAGCUCAUAAUGCAAUGUUGAGAGACAUUGUGAUGUUAGAGAAUCAAAUUCCAUUAUUUGUUUUGAGAAAAUUACUCGAGUUCAAGUUUUCGUCACUCGAAGCGGCUGAUGAAAUGUUGAUUAUCAUGUUUAUAGGUUUGUUUAAACAAAUUUCACCUUUUAAGAUGAUUGAAGAUUUUCCAAACAUUAAAGUCUCCGAAAGUGCGCAUUUACUAGAUUUCUUUUAUGACAUGAUUGUCCCUAAAUUAGAAACCGAACAAGAUAUUGCUAUUGACGUUGAGAUUCAAGAAGAGGAACAAGAUCACAAUGGAGAUGAUGAAAAUUCAAAAGGUGAGUCUAGUUAUGUGAAGCAAUCCUUCAAUGAAAUUUGGAAGAUUCUUUCAAAACUUAACAAAGGACCUAUGCAACUACUAAAAAGGGCUCUUGUAUCAAAACCAUUGAAAGUUCUUGUCAAGUUUCCUUGGAAAAUCAUAACCAAUCUUCCCGGAGGUAAACUUCUAAAACAACCUAUUGAAUAUUUAUUUUUCCCAAAAGAAAAAGGUGAUGAAGAAAAUCAAGAAAAUGAAACUUCUAGUACUUUUAUCAACAAACCACCUUUGAUUGAAGAAAUCACUAUUCCUUGUGUGAAGGAACUAGUGAAUUCGGGGGUUCGAUUUUUUCCGACGAAUGAUGGAAGUAUAUCAAGCAUUAACUUUGAUGAGAAAACGAGAACUUUUUACCUUCCUAUAAUUAGUUUGGAUGUUAAUACUGAAGUUUUUCUUCGAAACUUGGUUGCAUAUGAAUCAUCUGUCGGAUCUGGACCGUUGAUUAUAACCCGUUAUACCGAAUUGAUGAAUGGAAUUAUAGAUUCGGAGGAAGAUGCAAAGAUUCUAAGUGAAAAAGGGAUUGUUUUAAAUCACUUAAAGAGUGAUAAAGAAGUUGCUAACAUGUGGAAUGGAAUGAGUAAGUCAUUGAGAUUGUCAAGGGUUUUGUUCUUGGAUAAGACUAUUGAAGAUGUUAACAAGUUCUAUAAUAGUAGAAUGAAGGUGAAAAUUUGGAAAUUUAUGAAGUCUUAUGUGUUUGGUUCAUGGAAGAUAUUAACAUUUUUAGCUGCAAUUUUCAUGUUGCUUUUGAUGGCAGUGCAAGCUUUUUGCUCAGUUUAUACUUGUAGUCGCUUCUUUGAAUCAGCACUGCAACAAAGUGAUUGA